AUGACACGAGCUCUUGUGACUGGAGGAACCGGCUUCCUCGGAGCUGCCGUGGUUGACAUCUUGCUGGCUCGAGGGUAUCAUGUUGUGACUACUGUUCGUACCCUGGAGAAGGCUCAGGAUAUGCGCACGCAUUUUAGUUCAGACAAGCUGGACUUCGUUAUUGUCGAAGACAUUGCGAAGCUUGAUGCUUUUGACAAAGCCGUUGUCAAUGACCCACCUUUCGAUGCAGUCAUUCAUACCGCCAGUCCAUUCCACUACACCAUCAACAAUAUCAAAAAAGACAUGAUUGAUCCCGCGGUCAAUGGGACAGUUGGAAUCUUAAACUCAGUAAAGAAGUACGCUCCAACAGUAAAGCGUGUCGUGAUCACGUCUUCCUUUGCCGCCAUGGUUGAUGUGAACAAGGCGGUUGGAUGGAAGUGGUCAGAAAGAGAUUGGAAUCCUGUCACUUGGGAGACCGCAGAAGACCCGACAAACUCUGCCGGUCAAGCAGGGUACCGAACUAGUAAAGCACUCGCAGAAAAGGCAGCGUGGGAAUUUAUGGAAAAAGAGAAACCUGGCUUUACGCUUACAACAUUGAAUCCAUCGCUUAUAUUUGGACCUGUCCAGCCAUGGCUCCGAUCUCUUGAUGUUAUAAACACUUCAAAUGAGCGGUUUCGAGAUUUCAUCUCUGGCGCCGCACGUGAGAAAUGCCCUCCCACGGGAUCAUUAUUCUGGGUUGACGUGCGUGAUGUCGCUUUGGCACACGCUUUGGCAGUAGAGAAACCUCAAUCAGCAGGAAAGCGGUACUUUCUAACUGCAGGGAACUUUUGCAAUCGCGAUGUGGUGGAGACAAUUGCUGAAAGUUUCCCAGAAUUAAAAGAUCGCUUGCCAAGUGGUGAUAAGGCACUUGAGGAAGGAUCGUAUCCCCCAGGUGGCCCAAAAUACGGUUACAAUAAUUCUGCGUCGAGAAAUGACCUUGGUUUGGAAUAUAGAAGUUUGAAAGAGAGUGUCGCUGAUACAGUGAAAAGUCUGCAGGCGGUUGGAAUUGCGGCCCAGUGA
Molecule: messenger RNA, 1038 nt
Organism: Talaromyces proteolyticus
Lineage: Eukaryota; Fungi; Ascomycota; Eurotiomycetes; Eurotiales; Trichocomaceae
Product: putative NAD dependent epimerase/dehydratase
Exons: 1
Coding region: 1-1038 (345 amino acids)
Molecular function (GO): oxidoreductase activity, acting on the CH-OH group of donors, NAD or NADP as acceptor
Source: RefSeq, a predicted model, not a curated record